AUGUCGACAGAAGAGAAGCCACUUCAAGUUGUGAUAAUCGGGGAAGGCUCAGUUGGUAAGAGUUCGUUAUGCCUGAUGUUUGUGAAGGGGGAGUUCAACAUUGAGUAUAACCCAACCAUUGAAGAAACAUAUCCAACUGAAGUGAAUGUCGAUGGUAAAGUUGUUAAGAUGUCGAUAGUAGAUACAGCUGGGCAAGAAGAAUAUGUGUCGUUGCGAGACCAAUUUUACGUGAAAGGCGACGCAUUUAUUUUGGUAUAUUCCAUUGACAAUUUAAACUCAUUUCAUUCGUUAAAUAUUCACUAUGAAACAAUAGCGGGCCUUCGAAAAGGGAAAAAAAUGGCUGUAGUUCUUGUUGGUAACAAAUGUGAUUUAGAGGCCCAGCGGGCCAUUCAAAAAUCCGACUUACAGCAGCUGUCAGAGAAGUUUAAUAAUGCCCCCUAUUAUGAAACAUCCGCUCAAAAUAAUAUCAAUGUAAAAGAAGUCUUUGAAACGAUAGCAAGAGAGACUUUGAAAAACGCGGCCGAAGAGGCUGCAACACAGACAAAGACGAUUCAAAGUAAUCAUCCCAGUCAAGUGACGGAAUCUGAAAGAGGUGGGUGUUGUUACAUCCUUUAA
Messenger RNA from Entamoeba invadens IP1, 615 nucleotides. RefSeq names its product Rho GTPase, putative. Gene Ontology annotation, molecular function: GDP binding; GTP binding; GTPase activity. The coding region runs from base 1 to 615 and encodes 204 amino acids. The record is from RefSeq and is a predicted model, not a curated record. Gene Ontology annotation, biological process: Ras protein signal transduction. Gene Ontology annotation, cellular component: plasma membrane. Lineage: Eukaryota; Evosea; Mastigamoebida; Endamoebidae. The transcript is spliced from 4 exons.